This is a messenger RNA of Impatiens glandulifera, 3677 nucleotides long. RefSeq names its product vacuolar sorting protein 18-like. Lineage: Eukaryota; Viridiplantae; Streptophyta; Magnoliopsida; Ericales; Balsaminaceae. The coding region runs from base 295 to 3276 and encodes 993 amino acids. Gene Ontology annotation, cellular component: HOPS complex; endosome. Gene Ontology annotation, molecular function: protein-macromolecule adaptor activity. Gene Ontology annotation, biological process: vesicle-mediated transport; vacuole organization; intracellular protein transport. The record is from RefSeq and is a predicted model, not a curated record. The transcript has 24 exons.
GAAUUAUGCAAUCAGUCACCAGAGAUGAUGAGUCAUCACCGCAAGGGUCGAAGUCGCGUUCAUUCUCCACUUAGUCUCGUUCCGACCCGGCUUCAACCGUUGUCGUCGGUCUAGAAACAACGACGACGAAGUCACGAAGCAGAUGUGGAGUGAGGCAAAUGGCUAACAAUAUCAUUACCUCAUUUUAGCUCGAGAUCAAUCCAGCUAACAAUCAAACUCAGAUCAAACUAGCUGUCGUCUAACAGUCACAGUCUCACAGAGUCGCUGCAGCAAGGUUAAUAGCUCCGGUAAUCUAUGGAAGUUGGGAAGCCAGUUUUCUCUGUAGAUCUCUUGGAGAGAUAUGCAGCGAAGGGGCGGGGAGUGAUAACAUGUAUGGCUGCUGGGAAUGAUGUUAUUGUACUUGGAACCAGUAAGGGAUGGGUGAUCAAACAUGAUUUUGGAGCUGGAGACUCUAACGUAGAUAUUGACCUAUCUGCUGGCCGUGGGGGGGAGCAAUCCAUCCAUAGAGUUUUUGUGGAUCCAGGAGGUAGUCACUGCAUUGCUACUAUUAUUGGCAAUGGAGGACCUGAUACAUUCUAUACACAUGCAAAAUGGAGUAAACCACGUGUCUUGGCCAAACUGAAAGGUCUUACUGUUAAUGCCGUUGCUUGGAAUAAACAACAGAUAACAGAAGCUUCUACAAGUGAAGUGAUUCUUUGUACUGACAAUGGCCAGCUUCAUGAAAUUUGUGUUGAUGAGAAGGAUAAGAAAGAGAAGUACACAAAUUUUUUAUUUGAGCUCAAAGAACUUCCAGACAGUUUCAUGGGCCUGCAGAUGGAAACAGCUAGUGUAAGCAAUGGAACUAGAUUUUAUGUAAUGGCAGUUACUGCUACACGCCUUUAUUCUUUCACUGGCAUUGGAUCACUGGAGACUGUUUUUAUGACCUACGCUGAUCGCCCUGUGCGUUUUAUGGAACUUCCUGGUGAAAUUCCCAACAGUGAGCUGCAUUUCUUUAUCAAGCAAAGAAGAGCUGUACACUUUGCAUGGCUAUCAGGAGCUGGUAUCUAUCACGGAGGCCUUAAUUUUGGUGCUUCACAUAGCUCUUCAGUUGGUGAUGAGAACUUUGUUGAAAGCAAGGCUCUUCUGGACUUCUCAAAAUUAUCCGAUGGAGCUGAUACUGUUAAACCUAAUUCUCUGGCAUUAUCUGAAUAUCAUUUUCUUCUCCUUAUGGGAAGCAAGGUUAAGGUUGUAAAUAGAAUAAGUGAACAGAUCAUAGAGGAACUUCAGUUUGAUCAAACAUCAGAAUCACUUUCAAAGGGUAUAAUUGGUCUAUGCAGUGAUGCUUCUGCCGGAUUGUUCUAUGCGUAUGACCAGCACUCCAUCUUCCAGGUGUCCGUAAAUGAUGAAGGUCGAGAUAUGUGGAAAGUGUAUCUUGAUUUGAAGGAAUAUGCAGGAGCUUUGGAAAAUUGUCGUGAUCCGUUACAGAGAGACCAAGUCUAUCUCGCCCAGGCUGAAACUGCAUUUUUAGCCAAGGAGUUUAACAGAGCUGCGUCUUUCUAUGCGAAGAUUAACUACAUGUUAUCAUUUGAAGAUAUAACCUUGAAGUUCAUUAGUGUGAAUGAACAGGAUGCUUUAAGAACCUUCUUGUUGAGGAAACUUGAUAAUCUGACAAAGGAUGAUAAAUGCCAAAUUACUAUGAUUUCCACAUGGGCAACAGAGCUGUAUCUGGAUAAGAUCAAUAGACUACUUUUGGAAGACGAAACUGCUGCUGAAAAUCGUAGCUCGGAGUACCAUCUGAUCAUAAGGGAGUUUCGCGCUUUUCUCAGCGACUCCAAGGAUGUAUUGGAUGAGGCAACAACGAUGAAGCUCUUAGAAAGUUAUGGGAGAGUGGAUGAGUUGGUAUUUUUUGCCAAUUUGAAGGAGCAAUAUGAGAUUGUUGUUCACCAUUAUAUCCAGCAAGGAGAAGCAAGGAAAGCGUUGGAAGUGCUUCGAAAACCUUCUAUGCCAGUUGAUCUCCAGUACAAAUUUGCCCCUGAUCUCAUUAUGCUUGAUGCCUAUGAAACUGUGGAGUCAUGGAUGACAGCAAAAGACUUGAAUCCAAGGAAGCUAAUUCCUGCAAUGAUGCGUUAUUCAAGUGAACCCCAUGCAAAGAACGAAACCCAUGAAGUUAUCAAGUACUUGGAGUUUUGUGUUCAUCGCUUGCAGAAUGAGGAUCCUGGCAUCCACAACUUGUUGAUUUCUUUGUAUGCCAAGCAGGAGGAUGAUAGUGCUCUCCUGCGUUUCCUGCAAUACAAGUUUGGUAAAGGGCGAACAAAUGGGCCUGAGUUCUUCUACGAUCCCAAGUAUGCGCUUCGUCUAUGCCUUAAAGAGAAGAGGAUGCGAGCUUGUGUGCAUAUCUACAGCAUGAUGUCUAUGCAUGAAGAAGCUGUCGCUCUAGCUCUACAGAUUGACCCAGAGCUUGCAAAGGCUGAAGCUGACAAGGUUGAAGAUGACGAAGAUUUGAGGAAGAAGCUUUGGUUAAUGGUCGCCAAGCAUGUUGUUCAACAAGAAAAAGGAACUAAGAGGGAAAACAUCAGACAAGCGAUAGCAUUUCUGAAGGAAACAGAUGGCUUAUUAAAGAUUGAAGACAUUUUACCAUUCUUUCCUGAUUUUGCAUUAAUCGAUGACUUUAAGGAGGCAAUUUGCUCCUCUUUGGAGGACUACAACAAGCAAAUAGAACAGCUAAAACAGGAGAUGAAUGAUGCCACGCAUGGUGCAGACAAUAUUAGAAAUGACAUUAACGCCCUUGCUCAGAGAUAUGCUGUCAUUGAUCCUGAAGAGGAAUGCGGGGUUUGUCGGAAGAGGAUCAUAAGCGCAGGCUGGGACCAGCGACUUGCUAGGGUUGGUUAUUCAUCUGUAGGUCAUAUGGCACCUUUCUAUAUAUUUCCAUGUAGACAUGCUUUUCACGCCCAAUGCCUCAUUACCCACGUGACAAGUCGUACUAACCGUGCUCAAGCAGAAUAUAUUCUGGACCUUCAAAAACAACUUACCUUAGUAGGAGGUGAUGAUAUUAAGGAAUCAAAUGGUGGAAUAAGAGAGGGGGAAGUGGUAACAGCUAGCUUGUCCCCUGUUGAUAAGACAAGAUCACAGUUAGAUGAUGCAAUAGCUAGUGAAUGCCCCUUUUGCGGCGAUCUGAUGAUUCGUGAGAUAUCUUUGCCCUUCAUCCUCCCCGAUGAGGAGGCUAAUGAGGCUUCUACCUGGGAGAUAAAACCGCUCAAUGUCGUUGGGCCUCAGAGAAGCCUUUCUUUAUCUGCAUGAGUUUUAUAUCUGCCCAUUUUCUUUCUUUAAGGUAAGUUUUCACAAUAACAAAGCCCCUAUUUGAUUUGAUUUAUAAGCAGAUUGACUUUACAUAUUGAUGUUUUUUAACAUGCUUGAAUAAAUUGUAGGGAUGGUGUAUUAUAAUGGUCUGCUGAAUGAAUGAAACUUGGAAGAGAUGUAUUAUUAUGAUUGUAAUUUUGGUGUGUUGUUGUAUCUUAAAUUUGCAUGUACUUUCUUUUGAUGAGAGUUUCCCAGUCAAGGUUUUAUUCAAUUGGUUUUUUUUGUUCAGAAAACAUGUGUGAAGAAUAAUAAUCAAGGAAGGAGCAAAUCAAUAAUAUAAUUAUUGGUUUUGAUUGUAAAAUUUCAGUGAUUUGUUUUAUUGCCAUCUUGAUUUGAUUGAA